Molecule: messenger RNA, 1705 nt
Organism: Drosophila innubila
Lineage: Eukaryota; Metazoa; Arthropoda; Insecta; Diptera; Drosophilidae
Product: RNA-binding protein with serine-rich domain 1
Exons: 1
Coding region: 168-1589 (473 amino acids)
Biological process (GO): mRNA splicing, via spliceosome
Cellular component (GO): ASAP complex; cytoplasm; nucleoplasm
Molecular function (GO): RNA binding
Source: RefSeq, a predicted model, not a curated record
UUUGACUUAACCGUUUCAGGGUUUUUAGUCCACGUUAGCAGCCAAGUCAUUUGCCAUUUAAUCUCGUCGAGUCACAAGCAACGCAUCAGAGCUCUGAUAGAAAUUAAAAAAUUGUAAAAAAAAAAGAAAAACGAUUUUAAUUCCUUGGUAAGAAGUUCGUAAUUGAAAUGCCUAGAACACCUACCGGUAAAGCAAGGAGCAACGGCGAGACGUCGUCCAAGAAGGAGAAAGUGGAGAAGAAGGACAAGCCGUCAAAGUCAUCCAAGACGUCUGUACCACCACCGAAGAAAAAGAUGAAGUGCUCCUCGCCGCCCAGCUCGGCCAGCAGCGAUAGCGACACCGAUUCCACCAACAGCGGCUCGAGCGUCUCCUCAAGCAGCUCAUCAUCGUCGUCAAGCGAUUCGGAGAGUGAAACUGAAAAAAAGAAGAAGAAACGUGAACGUCGCUAUUCACUCCGGAAAAAAUCAACAAAGAAAUCAUCAAAGUCAACACCGAAGCGCAGUUAUUCGCGUAAAGCAUCUGGAGUACCAUCAGCCACGUCCACACCCACUCUGGCUUCGUCAUCGGCUCCCAUUUCGGUUCCCAUGCCAAUGCCAAUACCGUUACCAGUACCAGCUCCCCUGCCAACUCCGGUACCCGCUCCCGUGCCAGAGCCUGGAGUUCCUUCAUUUGCAAUUUGGUCGCCAGUUCCCAUCCAGAAGCAUCAGAGUCGCUGUGUUAAUCAUCGACGUACUCCUGAAGCCAGAAAUAGAAUCAUUUCUACCGCCAAGUCGCCAAGUUGCAAACACAAGAAGGAACUGGUUGGUAGAGCCAAGGACAAGGACAAGGAUAGAGAUCAGCUAUCAUCGGGAGUCAAGGCCAAAGGGCAAAGCCCACCAGCUCGUACCGGUGGCAAACAAACGGAGAAAGAUAAGGAGAAUUAUCAGCGUCAAGUUAUCAAGGUUAAGGAUAAGGAAUGCCCGAGGAUCAAGGACAAAGACAGGCGCUCACCAACUCGUCAAUCGGGAGUUUCCAGCAGCAAGGCACCUACCAAAAAUGAGAGGGAACGUGCAGGUUCACGGGCUCCACACCGGGAGAAGCGGCUUUUAUCGCAUUCACGGGAAAGGGAACGGGAUCGACGCUCCGUAAGGCGUUCAAUAGAGAGGCAUAGUAACAGAGACCGACGCUCAUCAUCAAGAAGAUCCCGGCCGAGGCGCUCCAGGUCACAAACGUCGCGCACUCCAAGUCCAUGGCGCUUAAGUUCGCACCGUUUGAAGACGGUACGCCUGCAUAUCAAGGGUCUGACCCGUCAGGUGACCAAGACGCACAUUGUCGAGAUCUUUGGCAGCUUUGGGCCCUUGACCAACGUUGAUUUUCCCGUCAAUCAUUAUCAUCAGGGAAAUAACUAUUCUCGAACCGGGCGUGGUUUCGCAUUUGUCGAGUUUGCAAAUCCCAAGGACUGCGAGACUGCCCUCAGGAGCAUGGACGGUGGCAAGAUCGAUGGCCAUCGGAUCAUCGUAUCGCCCUUUCAAGCUAACAUGCUCCGUUUGCCCAUGCGCAGGCGCAAUCCCUCACCUCUAAUCGUACGCAAUCACGAUAGAAACUACUGAAUCCUGGACUCAAGAUGGAACACGGGACAUUCCCAACUAUACGAAGCAGCACAUCCAUAUUGACCAUUGCAUCAUUUGUGACACGUGGAAUAUUCAUAAUAAACAGUAACAGCAGA